AUGGAGGCUAAAAACCUCAACAAGGAUGACAAUGAAGAAAGCAAGAUCGGUAGCAAUGGUGUUACUUACAGUAAGAAAGUGGUCGACUUUGAAAAUGGCGAGAGCGUCAAUAUUUGUGAAUCUAGCGUGCCAGAUGUUGGUAAUGCAGAAACAAACCAAAUUACCCAGGUUGAUAAUAAAGAUGUUAACGACAACGUCACGGGCAAGAAGGAUGUUAACAUGGAAGCUGUAUGUGCAGAUUUAUUCAUUGGUUUGAAAUAUUUACCUAUCAAAAAUUUCGUUUUUACUUUGCCUUUUAGAAUGAAUGCUUUAAAUGAAAAGAUUGAAAAAGUGGAAAUGUUUCGCGAUACCUAUUUUCAUAUGUAUCCAGAAGCCUCAGCAACUGAUAGAUCUAAAGCUGUUAGGGAAGCUGCUUUGUUGUUAUUAGAGGAAAUUCCUUUGGACUUGUGUGGAUCUGCUUCGUCUGCAACCUUUAACUUAAUUUACAGUCGCAUAUUAAAUACCUGCGUUGAAUAUGAUCCAAUGUGUGAAGCACAUUUAAUUUUAGCCCUGAAACUGGAUCCAUUUAUGCAUCAGGCUUGGUAUGAAAUGGGAGUUUGCCUUUGCAAGAAGAAAGACUGGUCUGGUGCAGUAGAGGCUUUCGAGAAAGCCGUGCGAGGUCACCGUUGUUCAAAAUAUUUAUCUGCGUUGGCAAUCAAUUUGCGUCAAUUGCCAUCUUCAAAUUUCGCUAGUGAAGCAGCGCGGCUUGCAUCGUACGAAUAUGCAAAAGACCUUUGCGUUGAAGCAGUAAAAUUAGAGAAACAUAAUGGCAUUGCGUGGCAUGCUCUUGCGAAUUCCCAUCUUACUUUAUUUUUCCUCAUGGGACAAACUGAACCAAUUUCUCUGAAAUUUGCUAUACGGGCUUAUGCCAAAGCUUUAAAAUAUGGUCACCCAGCUACUUUCGGUGAUAUUCAUCUUAAUUAUGCUACUGCCUCGAAGUUUGAUCAAGAUUAUCAAAACUGUUUGCAACAACUUCGGUUGGCAGUAAAAACUGGAUCUGUGGAAGCAACUGAACGUCUAAAAAUUCUUAGCUCCUUUUUGUUUAAUAUUAGCCAAGCUGUUGCAAAACAAGGUUGGUGCAAGAUAAAUAGAAAUUCAGGUUCAGUAACGGCAAAGCGAUUACGUGAGUAUCAAAAGUCAUUGGGUGAACAUGACCUUGGUUUUUACCAAUUCGAUCGUAAUUUUUCAAAAUCCAAAAAGCCGGUUUACGUGCAAUUCAAAGAUUUAAAAAAUGGGCUGAAUGAAGAUGUGGUUAUAGCUGGAAAAGUUAUUGCUAUCAUUCCCAAUCGCGAUGUUAUACCAUUGUAUGUUUUUGAGUUCUCGAAUUUGAUUCAAAUUUUAACUGUCUCAUUCAUAUCCAUUCAUUAUUUGUUUAUUUCAGGUAUUUCUUAUUUCAGUGUUUUCAUUGUUUGUGAUAAGGACGGCGAGCGCCUGGCUUUUGCAGUUUAUAAUUUCUCGGAUCUUUUUACAGUCGUUCUUGGAAAUUCAUUUUGUGUGGCGAACCCCUAUGUGCUUAAUGUUAGCGUGGAUCUUGAGGCUAAGGACAUAAGUCAAGCGAAAGAUCAAAAAGCAGUGGACAUGAAUGCUGACAGAAAUAUUCAUAUCAGUUUUAAGGUUGUAAGAGUCAUGAAUCCAAUGUCACUUUUGAAAAAUGGCAAAGUCCUGAGUAAAGAGUGCGUUGCUUAUUGCACUACUGAAGCAUCAUGGAAUUAA
Messenger RNA from Dracunculus medinensis (Guinea worm), 1752 nucleotides. NCBI's taxonomy places the organism in Eukaryota, Metazoa, Nematoda, Chromadorea, Rhabditida, Dracunculidae. The record is from the annotation of a GenBank genome assembly.